AUGCAUUUCAAGGAGUCGUUUACUAUGAGCGAUCGUCCUAAUGAGCGCGGCCGCCGCAACUCUCGCUGCAAGGGUGGGGCAAUUGUUUUCAACAUAUUUCUCUUGUUGCUAGGCGCUGGCGUCAAGAUGGAGCAUUUCCAGGCGGCGCUGGAUCCUCGCAAGCAGGAGCUACUGGAGGCUCGCUUUCUAGGCGCCAAGGUGAACGCAGGGGCGAUACUUGUAGAAUCCCAGCGAGUCACCAAAUUCAAGCCGAUGUCAGCUGGGUCACAAAUUCAGAUGGCACCACAAACUACUGUCAACACGGGGCAGCCACUUCAUAAUCAGGACUCCAAUAUGAGCACAGGGUCAUCGCAUAGUGAUAAAGAAGUGGAUGCAUUGACUCCUGAAAAAUCUGCGGCUAUGAGAGGUUCGAAUGCAGUUCCCGGCAGUGCUCUAGUACCACCCAGUGGUGCCACACCAACUAUAGCAAUGCCAGAGAGGAAACGGAAAAGAAAAGGAGAAGAGGGUGUAGGUGGUGGUGGGGGAGGGGGUGGCAAGCAAAGGCACAAUUCAUCAGAUAAAAAUAUCAGAGAAUAUUUUGCUAAGCACCCUUCAUCCAGUCCCGUCCGCCUAGCUGGAGCCAAGUCACCUUCACCGCAAGGUGCCAAUUAUCCUAUGUACCCACCGUCACCUUCAUCACUGCUUCCAUCAGCAAAUGACUUUUUACGUUCCGCCUCACAACAGAGACCUCACACUUCUGUAAAACAGAUUCAGACAGAACUGACAUGUGAGAGGAUACAAGAGUUAGAAACUCAAGCCUCGUCUGACUUAGAAGUAAGAAAUAAUAGAAUAGAAGAUUUAACAAGAAGUAAUGAGGAGUUAAAACAUCAAGUUCAAGCUCAGAGCAAGGUAAUAGACCAACAUAAGUCACACAUAAAUAAAUGUAUAGAAGUGGUUAAGAAAUUGUUAAAUGAAAAAAGUACUAUUGAAAAGAAGGAGGCUCGACAGAGGUGUAUGCAAAACAGAUUAAGGCUCGGUCAGUUUGUUACACAGCGUGUUGGAGCCACGUUCCAAGAAAACUGGACUGAUGGUCAUGCAUUUCAAGAGCUCACUAGGCGGCAGGAGGAUAUAACGACUGAGAAGGAGGAAAUUGAUCGCCAAAAGAAGCUGUUGCUGAAGAAGCGGCCGUCGAACAACGAGGGUGGCGGCGGGCGAGGCAAGCGGACGUCGAGCGCCUCAGCGCCCUCCACGCCACAGCCACAGCCGCUACACAACGGCACGGACGCACCGACCUUCCUCAAGCCGGACCCACUACCCAGCAUGACCUGGCAGGAGUACUAUGAGGCUGAUGAAAUAUUAAAGCUAAGGCAGAGUGCCUUAAAGAAAGAAGAUGCAGAUCUGCAGCUAGAAAUGGAGAAAUUGGAAAGGGAAAGAAAUCUGCACAUCAGGGAAUUAAAACGGAUACACAAUGAGGAUCAGAGUCGCUUCUCACAGCAUCCAGUACUAUCUGAUAGAUAUUUGUUACUGAUGCUAUUGGGCAAGGGUGGGUUCAGUGAGGUUCACAAGGCGUUCGAUUUGCGCGAGCAACGAUACACAGCCUGCAAGGUUCACCAACUGAAUAAGGAUUGGAAGGAAGACAAGAAAGCCAACUACAUCAAACAUGCUCUACGGGAAUAUAAUAUUCACAAGGCGUUGGAUCACCCUCGAAUUGUGAAGCUUUAUGAUGUGUUUGAAAUAGAUGGCAACUCAUUUUGUACAGUUCUCGAGUACUGCAAUGGACAUGAUCUCGAUUUCUAUCUCAAACAGCAUAAAACAAUUCCGGAGCGCGAAGCUAGGUCCAUAGUGAUGCAAGUGGUUUCAGCAUUAAAGUACCUGAAUGAGAUCAAACCACCCGUCAUCCACUAUGACUUGAAGCCUGGCAACAUACUGCUGACUGAGGGGAAUGUCUGCGGUGAGAUCAAGAUUACAGACUUUGGAUUGUCCAAGGUUAUGGAUGAGGAAAACUACAACCCUGAUCACGGCAUGGAUCUUACCAGCCAGGGUGCUGGCACUUACUGGUACUUGCCACCAGAGUGCUUUGUAGUAGGCAAGAACCCACCAAAGAUCAGUAGCAAGGUGGACGUGUGGAGCGUCGGUGUCAUCUUCUACCAGUGUCUGUACGGCAAGAAGCCGUUUGGACACAAUCAGAGUCAAGCUACUAUACUAGAAGAAAACACCAUUCUUAAAGCCACCGAGGUUCAGUUUGCUAAUAAACCCACUGUCAGUAAUGAGGCUAAGAGCUUCAUCCGCGCGUGCCUCGCCUACCACAAGGAGGUGCGUAUCGACGUGUUCGGUCUGGCCAAGCACGAGUACCUCCAGCCGCCGAUGCCGAAGCCCCGCGGCGCGGCGGGCGGCGGCGCUGGGUCGGCGGCGGGUGGCGGCGCGGCGGGCGGCGCGGGCGGGGCCGGGCGCUGGCGGGGCGGCGGGUGCGGCGCCGGCGGCCUUCAGCGCGGGCCUGUUCGCGGCGGGGUCGUCGUCCUAGCCGCGCCGAGCGCGCCCGCGCCGCCCGCGCCCGCGCCGCCCGCGCCCGCCGCGCCCCUGACGCCGAGGCGCGCCCCCGCCGCCCCACAGUGA
Danaus chrysippus (African queen) is the source of this 2592-nucleotide messenger RNA. The record is from the annotation of a GenBank genome assembly. NCBI's taxonomy places the organism in Eukaryota, Metazoa, Arthropoda, Insecta, Lepidoptera, Nymphalidae.